AUGCCAUCUCAACGUCAGGACCCAGCUCGCACUAGCCCUAAGAAGAGGAAGACAAAGCGCAAAGCCGCGGAUUCUGAUGGGCAAGAUGUGUCAACCAAGAAAUCGCGGGCUGAGGCUGAAGCACCCAUCGCGUCGCAGCAGCCUACUCGACGUUCUGGACGUCCUGGUGCUGGAACAGGAGGUAGAGUUAGUCAACUCGAGAUCAUUGGAGCACUCUUGGGUGCCCCAGCACGUACCAGCCAGCCCAAAGGCUCCACCUCCCUCGACUCUAGUAUCCCUACCAAUCCGCUUGCUCCAGAACCGCCUCGCAAGAGAGGCCGGAUGAAGAAGCCCCCUCCACCAUAUAGUGCCUCUGGCAAGCCGAUGGAUUCUGUGCCUUUGAGACCACAGGGGGAAAAAGCUACAGUGGCGAAGAAACCUGCUCCCGUUGCCUCAACUAAAACUACUCCCGUUGCCUCGACUGUCGAGCCCCCAAACCUCCAACCCAGUUUCGUACAUCGUGAAGCGGGUGCACGCUUUGGUUUUUCUCAGUUCAUCGUUCCCCCUGGUACAGAGCCUGACCUGCAGGCACUCAACAACCCUUUUGUGGCUGCAGCCAGGGAGAAGCAGGCUCUUUCAGCAGGUCUAGCUGCACGUCAGCCUGAUGCUAACUCAGACUUAUUCCAGAACCUAGAUCCUACCCUUCGGCCAGUCAACAACGGACCGCAAGAUUCAGGAGCUGAAAGCACGGAGACAUCUAGUGAGGGUGGCGAUGGAAAUACUGACGACGACGACAACGACGACGAAGAUCACACGGACAAUGAAGUUGGCUGGGGAGCAGCGCAGGGGCGCGUGACUGAACAUCCUGGUUUCUCAAAAGAAGAUUUACCGUCUCAACCCCAUGUCGCUCGUGCUCUUCCAACCGACUUCGAUUUUCAAUAUUCACGUGAUGAAGGUGACAUUAACGCAGAAAGAUCUUUGGCAGAUGAUAUCUCCAGUACUGAUGAUACCGCGACCAAGCUGGCUGAACCUAAGCCAGAUGAUGUCUUACAGCGCCACCACCAGAAAAAUGGACGCCCUCAACUUCCUGAUCCACAAGUUCUUGACCUCCUACGUCACGCUGAGACAAAGUCUUCCAAGUCAAAGGACACAAACGUCAAGACUACAUCAGCAAAAGUGAAGGAAUCAGGUGAUGGGCCUAGAGCCACUCAACUAGGCUGGUAUGGUCCACGAUGGAAAAACUUCCUUGAGGUUACAAAGAGCGAGUGCCGCGCCCAACACGCGAUAGAGAACCCAUUCCCCAAACUAGCGAAAGAUUUGACAGGUUCCAUCAACGAGAUACUCAUGGCUUCGCUCGUCGAAUGGCUCGAGGGUGGUCAACAAGUCGAAGAGGGUAUUUGGCCUGAUCGCAAGCAUGAUAUGGCAAAACUGCUGUAUGAGGAUUUAUCAACGUGGCGCUCGGACCUCAAGAAGACCGUUGCCAGUAUUGUGCCCUCCAUGUACGACCUCAUACCUCCAUCUCAUGUCCCACCCCAACAAUGUGCUGCCUGGGUUGAAGAAGCUGCCACGGAGUUGCUCAAAGACGCUAUUUUCUUACGCAACGGUGCUUCUAUCUCUUUCUUCUAUACAGGGUCUUACCGUGUUGCUCGCAGGAGACCUGAGGUCUUCCAGAAGUCUUUACCGCUAGAGUGCUUGGCACUGGUUUGCACCGCGGUUAAUUGUGUCCUAGAUGGCUUUGCUAAGAACGGCAGCGGAAAAUCAUUUCCGAAGUUCACCGCAAAGGAAUACUCUUCUUUGUAUACUGCUAUGCUCACUAACCUGGAAUCGAUCAUGCGUGACCCUUACCAUGGACCGAAAUUAGCGCGGCAACUUCGUUCCUGGGCUGCAGCUGGAUGGCAAGGAGUUUUUGCUUUCGAAGUAUUGCAUGCUGAUGAAGUUCUCACAGGGCGGAGUCCUACAAAGUCGACGGCAAUGUGA
Suillus subalutaceus is the source of this 1956-nucleotide messenger RNA. RefSeq lists its product as uncharacterized. The transcript has 9 exons. Lineage: Eukaryota; Fungi; Basidiomycota; Agaricomycetes; Boletales; Suillaceae. The coding region runs from base 1 to 1956 and encodes 651 amino acids. The record is from RefSeq and is a predicted model, not a curated record.